Molecule: messenger RNA, 810 nt
Organism: Metarhizium album ARSEF 1941
Lineage: Eukaryota; Fungi; Ascomycota; Sordariomycetes; Hypocreales; Clavicipitaceae
Exons: 3
Coding region: 1-810 (269 amino acids)
Source: RefSeq, a predicted model, not a curated record
AUGUUUUGCUCUGGUAGAAUCUUCGUCGUCGUACCGAUCAUUGCCCGGGAAAAGGUUGACGAGGCCACAGUUGAGAUUCAGGGCAUCCACAUCCUCGACGCCGAACUGAAUUCGCUUUUCAUCCAAAUCUACUCAACUAUCAAGACGGACGGCCAACCUUUUACAACCCUCCAGUUCCCGCCGACCAGUGCCAACAAAUUUCAGGUCGUGAAUAUUAGUCAGACUGUUCACGUUACAAACAAAGAUGCUCUGGAACGGUUUAGUCACGCUUUCCUUGCAAACCAGACACUUCGGAUCAAGAUAUAUGGCAAGACUUACGUAAAGCCCGCUGGCAUGACCAAAAAGUAUCCGGUUCAUGUCAACAAGGUCAUAGAAUUCAAUGGGCUGAACCUGUUGAACGGAGUAAAGCUUGGGAAUACUAGCAUCUCAUUCGAUAAAGACGUACCCAACUUCAACGCCACAGCAGUUGUCAGGAACCCAUCCCACUCUACCCUUGAAAUUGUUAACGCAACAUUCGAGAGCCUUGCAGACAACCAACUUGUCGGGAAUGUUGCUACUGCAAACCUGCUGCUCCGCCCAGGCAGGAAUACCUUUCCCAUCGAGGCGCGUAUCAAUCAGACGAGAGUCGCCCAAAUUGUCGCCUACUGUGAGACCGGCGUCAUUCCUUUCCAGCUCCAGGGAAGAAAGGUUCAGAAUCACGGCCAGGAUAUCCUCUGGUUGGCGUCAGCGUCGAGUAACGCCAGUAUGACAGUUGAUAUUAGCGUUGCGGCAGUCAUUGAAAGCUCGCAGAGUGCAAACUUUUGCGUUUAG